Hippopotamus amphibius kiboko is the source of this 936-nucleotide messenger RNA. Its product is annotated as olfactory receptor 8S1-like. Gene Ontology annotation, cellular component: membrane. The record is from RefSeq and is a predicted model, not a curated record. NCBI's taxonomy places the organism in Eukaryota, Metazoa, Chordata, Mammalia, Artiodactyla, Hippopotamidae. The transcript has a single exon. Gene Ontology annotation, molecular function: olfactory receptor activity; G protein-coupled receptor activity. Bases 1 to 936 code for a protein of 311 amino acids. Gene Ontology annotation, biological process: G protein-coupled receptor signaling pathway.
AUGGCCUUGGGAAACCACAGCACCAUCCCUGAGUUCCUUCUCCUUGGGCUGCCCACAGAUCAUCAUGCCCAGGCCCUACUCUUUGUGCUUUUUCUGGUCAUUUACCUCCUGACUCUGUCAGGGAACCUGUUGAUGAUCCUGGUGAUCAGGGCCAGUUCUCUCUUUCACACUCCCAUGUACUUCUUCUUGAGUCACCUCUCCUUCCUGGAUCUUUGUUACUCUUCAGUCACGGUGCCCAGGAUGCUGGAGAACCUCCUGUCUGAGAAGAAAACCAUCUCAGUGGAGGACUGUUUGACUCAGGCCUUCUUUGUACUUGAUGCCGGGGGAACAGAGCUCUGUCUCCUUGCAGCGAUGGCCUAUGACCGCUAUGCUGCCAUCUGCUACCCUCUACUCUACGGUCAGAUGAUGAGCGAUGUGCUGUGUAUGGGACUGGUGUGGGGAUCUUGGGGCCUGGCCUUUCUGGAUGCUUUCAUCAAUACCCUCCUUGCUUGGAAUUUGGACUUCUGUGAAUCUCAAGUCAUCUCCAACUUUAUUUGUGAGAUACCUUCUCUAUUCCCUCUCUCCUGUUCCAAUAGUUCCAUUAACUUUGCUGUCCUGCUCUGUUCCGCCCUCCUGCAUGCCUUUGGGACCUUCCUCCUAGUUUUCUUCUCCUAUGCCCGCAUUGUCUCCACCAUCCUGAGCAUCAGCUCCACCACAGGCAGAAGCAAGGCCUUCUCCACCUGCUCCUCCCACCUCACUGCAGUGACCUUCUUUUAUGGCUCAGGUUUACUUCGCUAUCUCAUGCCAACCUCAGGUUCCCCACUGGAGGUGGUUUCCUCCAUGCAGUAUAGUGUGAUCACUCCUCUAGUGAAUCCCCUUGUCUACAGCCUGAAGAACAAGGAAGUAAAAGAAGCUCUGAAAAACAUGGUGCAGAAAAGUUUACAACAUCUCAAGUAG